Molecule: messenger RNA, 411 nt
Organism: Sphenostylis stenocarpa
Lineage: Eukaryota; Viridiplantae; Streptophyta; Magnoliopsida; Fabales; Fabaceae
Source: the annotation of a GenBank genome assembly
AUGGCUCGUACCAAGCAAACCGCUCGCAAAUCCACCGGUGGAAAGGCCCCAAGGAAGCAGCUCGCCACCAAGGCUGCGAGAAAAUCUGCACCUACAACCGGUGGAGUGAAGAAGCCUCAUCGUUAUCGCCCUGGAACCGUUGCUCUUCGUGAGAUCCGUAAAUACCAAAAGAGCACAGAGCUUCUGAUCCGCAAGCUUCCCUUCCAGCGUCUCGUUCGUGAAAUCGCCCAAGAUUUCAAGACUGAUUUGAGGUUCCAGAGUCACGCGGUUCUUGCUCUUCAGGAAGCUGCUGAGGCAUAUUUAGUAGGUUUGUUUGAGGAUACCAAUUUGUGUGCGAUACACGCCAAGAGGGUUACCAUCAUGCCCAAAGAUAUUCAGCUCGCACGCCGUAUCCGUGGAGAACGUGCUUAG